UUUCCAGCACCCACAUGGUGGCUCACAACCAUCUGUCAUGGGAUCUGAUUCCCUCUUCUGUGUUUAUGAAAACAAAGCACUCUUAUACAUAGGAUGAAUAAAUAAAUAAAUGUGCAUAAUAAAUUCUUUGUCCUGGCUUCCCAUCUCAUGCAUUUAAUACACUAUCUGUCUGUAAAGUCUGUGUUCAUCCUGUCUUUGUCUCUCCUGUACUUUUCCCUGUAGCUCAUUCAGAUCCAGCUACAGUGACUGACGGACUGACAGUACCGUGACUCUCUCCUAAGAACGUAAACCCCAUGACGGCAGAAACACUUUCUGUUCUCCAUGAUGGCAGAAACACUUUCUGUUGUUGCGGCUGUGUUCUCAGAGCCAGGCUAAUGUAUGGCACAUAGUGAAUGCUCAAACAGUCAUUGAAUGAAUGCUUCAUAAUUUUGGUUUGGGGUUCCCUUCUCCCCUCAAUAUAUUACUUUGGGCUUGAUUUGGUAACCAGAAGUACUCACUGUAAGACCUUUUAAUACUAACGGACAUGUUUUACAUAGUUCUAAUUUCAGACAGCAUGUGGGAAGUUCAGACCAGCUGUAUCUUGUCUCUGCGGUUGUUUUAAAGUAACUACCGAGUACCUGAUGUGUCAGCUUUACAGAGUCUAACGUGCAGGAAGCUCUUUAAUCUGGCUUCUGUUUACAAUCCCUUAAUGCCACACCCAAAUCUAUGUUCUCCACUUUUCUUUCAUUUCCUCACUAAGGGCCCGUUCUCAGGUUUCUCACUCUGGCCUCUAUUGCUAUAGUCUCAUCACUCCUCUAUUCUCACGGUGCUUCUACAUGUAUAUAUGACUGUACACUGCUGCUGCUACUACUAUUACUACUACAACUACAAUAACAACAACUACUACAACUAAGAUUGAUUGUGUUGCCCAUGACAAUAGACAAAGGGUAGUUUGGGCCUCAGUUUUUUGUCCAGGUUCAAACCUCAUGUCUCCUCACGAGUUUUGUCUAUCCAGGUCUUUUGCCUUCACUGACUUUCCCAAUCUUCUCUAGUCUGGCAAGGACUAGACCAAGUACCUACACUGAAUUUACACAUUUAAGGCCUCAGCCUGGAAACCCUGCCCAUCCUUCUAUAGCAUGUUUAUUCUUUUAGACUUAGUCCUGGCAUUGACUCCCAAGUGACUUGGACUCCUCGGUGAGCGUUAGCUUCUGUGGUGUUGACUUUUCCCUGAGCACUUUGGGCUUUGGGCUGUUGGCCGCUUUGUUUUGUUUUGUUUGGACAUGGUGUGUCUUAUUUCAUGAGCUCUUGAAGUACUAAGGCUCUAUCACUGAAGAAAAUGAAGUAGUCUUUUUAGUAAGCUGCAGUAGGGUGACUAGGAAUCUCCACAGGAUAUGUCCACGUCCUAACCCCUAAACCUGGAAAUGUGACCCUCCUUAGAAAAGCAGUCUUUUUGUUGGAAUUUAGCAAUGACUUCCAACAUUAUAGUAAUUUGUUAGAACUUGUGUGAGGAGCUAAGUAGAAGAUUAAAGCAGAUGGCUCUUAUCUGUUACUGUUCUCAUCACUGACCAAAAUGCCAGAAACAGGCGACUUAGGGGAGGAAAGCCUUAGUUUGGCUAUUGUUCCAGGUGAUCUCAACGCAUUAUGGUGAGGAAGACAUGAUGGCUGGAACAGACGAUGGGGCUCCUCAUAUCACCCAGGCAUAUAGAAGGUCAGAGCUUGGGGCCAGAAGCAAAGAGAACCAAUCAUCACAGCUUCUCCCACAGCCAGAGAAUGAAUAAGAGGCCAACGGCAGAAGGAAUCUUCUGAAAGAAUCUUUUGUGCAUGCCUCAGAAUCGGGUAUGUUGACCUGAAGAAAUCCUUAAGAUGAAUGCAAGAAAAACAUGGCAGAAAAUAUCUACUCUAAUGAGGCCAUUCAUAAAUCACACUUAAGUCAGAACAUAUCCAGUUACAGACAAAAUGACUAUUUCCACGCUGCUACUUUCUCCUUAUUGGCAUUUGCUAACCCGCCUCUCAAGAAUGCCUUCCCCACGGCUCCUUCACUCAAGUCACCCUGCGCCGGGACCCCCAGGUGCUCUGCCAAACUGUUUUGGACACCACUGUGCUAAGAGGGUGCUACUGUUUGACGGCUUCAGGAGGACGUUAUGUGUCCAGGCAACCUUGAAGGACCACACAGAAGGACUUUCCGAUAAAGAACAAAGAUUUGUGGAUAGACUUUAUACGGGUUUAGUUCAAGGACAGAGAGCUUGCCUAGCGGAGGCCAUAACUCUCGUGGAAUCGACUCACACCAGGAAGAAGGAGCUGGCUCAGGUGCUUCUGCAGAGAGUCUUAGCCCACCAGCGGGAGCAGGAGUUGCGGAACCAAGGAAAGCCCUUCACAUUUCGAGUAGGACUGUCCGGGCCCCCUGGAGCAGGAAAAUCAACAUUCAUAGAAUGUUUUGGGAAGAUGCUGACUGAGCAAGGACACAGAUUAUCUGUGCUUGCUGUGGAUCCAUCUUCUUGCACCAGUGGUGGGCGCCAGCAGAUUGCAGAGCAGUUGCUGUGUACUGUACAGAUUUACAGCAAAGGACAUGUCAUGAGAAAGUUCCAGAAAGACUCUGAAGGAAGAGACUGUAGUGUGUGGUCCCUCUUAGGUGAUAAAACCCGGAUGAUUGAGCUGUCAAGAGAUAUGAAUGCCUACAUCAGGCCCUCUCCUACCAGUGGGACUCUAGGAGGGGUGACAAGGACCACAAAUGAAGCCAUUGUGUUGUGUGAAGGAGGGGGCUAUGACAUCAUUCUUAUUGAAACCGUCGGUGUAGGGCAAUCGGAGUUUGCUGUGGCUGACAUGGUCGAUAUGUUUGUUUUAUUGCUGCCUCCAGCAGGAGGGGAUGAACUGCAGGGCAUCAAACGGGGGAUAAUUGAAAUGGCAGAUUUGGUUGUUAUAACUAAAUCUGAUGGAGACUUGGUUGUGCCAGCCCGCAGGAUCCAAGCAGAGUAUGUGAGCGCACUCAAGUUGCUCCGUAGGCGCUCGGAAGUCUGGAGGCCAAAGGUGAUUCGCAUUUCUGCCAGAAGUGGUGAGGGCAUCACUGAGAUGUGGGACACAAUGAGAGAGUUUCAGCACCAAAUGCUGGCCAGUGGGGAGCUGGCUGCCAAGAGACAGACACAGCACAAAGUCUGGAUGUGGAAUCUCAUUCAGGAAAACGUCUUAGAACACUUCAAGACCCAUCCCAGCAUCCGAGAACAGAUUCCCCUGAUGGAGAGAGAGGUCCUCAGUGGAGCCCUCUCCCCAGGACGAGCAGCAGACUUAUUGCUAAAAGCUUUUAAAAGCAGACACUAAUAAAUUUAUCCCGUGUAAUCACUUUGCAGAGUUUUCCUGAGUGCUGAAUAUCCAAAAUAUCACCUGCAUGUUUAUGCCAUUACACCUGUAUCGUGCCCCGGCUGGGAACUGCUUGUAACCUUGAAGCUGUGGGUGGUGUGGUUAGACACACAGCAGCUGGGAGACCCUGCUGUGUGGGACUGGUUCCACUGUAGCCCUUCCUUAUGCCCUGACAUGCUGGCCUGCUAAGAGUUUCUUCUCA
Molecule: messenger RNA, 3532 nt
Organism: Mus pahari (shrew mouse)
Lineage: Eukaryota; Metazoa; Chordata; Mammalia; Rodentia; Muridae
Gene: Mmaa
Product: metabolism of cobalamin associated A
Exons: 9
Coding region: 1936-3291 (451 amino acids)
Cellular component (GO): cytoplasm
Molecular function (GO): GTPase activity; ATP hydrolysis activity; GTP binding
Source: RefSeq, a predicted model, not a curated record